CCAAUGACGUCAUCAGCAAGCGACCCAUAACCUUGUGUUGUGUACAUUGCAGUAUCAGCUGAGAAAACUGCUCAAAACGUUUUAUGUAGAAUAUAUUUAUGCACAAUGAACAAAUAUGUGUUGCCAGUUUCUGUCUUUGGAACUGUUAUUGGAGGUGGCGUCUUACUGAAGAACCACGUGACUGGGGGUCGGUGUCCCAGCAAAGCCAAGCUAAAUGGGAAGACGGUGAUUAUAACAGGGGCCAACACAGGGAUCGGCAAAGAGACGGCACAAGAACUGGCCAAGAGAGGGGGCCGGAUUAUUAUGGGAUGUCGAGACAUGGAGAAGUGCGAAGCGGCCGCAAAAGAAAUCCGGGGCAACACCCUAAAUCCUCAUGUUUACGCCUGCCACCUUGACUUGGCCUCCAUGAAAUCCAUACGGGAGUUUGCGGACAGAAUCAAAGAAAAGGAGCAGCGUGUGGAUGUACUAAUAAACAAUGCGGGCGUCAUGAGAUGUCCCGCCUGGAAAACAGAGGACGGCUUUGACAUGCAAUUUGGAGUGAACCACUUAGGCCACUUCUUAUUGACCAAUCUUCUGCUGGACCGGUUAAAAGAAUCCGCCCCCAGCAGAGUGAUCAACUUGUCCUCACUUGCCCACCUCGUUGGAAAGAUAGACUUUGAAGACCUGAACUGGGAAAGGAAAAAGUUCGACACGAAGCAAGCGUACUGCCAGAGCAAGCUUGCCAACGUUCUCUUCACCAGAGAGCUGGCCAAGCGUUUACAAGGCACAGGAGUCACCGUAAAUGCUGUGCACCCUGGCGUUGUUUCCACUGAGCUUGGCAGGCACACCGGGCUGCACCAAUCCCAAUUCUCCACCACGGUGCUCAGUCCCCUUUUCUCCAUGCUGGUGAAGAACCCCGAACUGGGGGCCCAGCCCAGCGUCUUCCUGGCUGUGGCGGAAGAGCUAGAGGGGGCGACGGGACGCUACUACGACGUGUUGACGGAAAAAGAGCCAGCUCCCCAGGCCAUGGAUGAGGAGGCAGCUCGCAAGCUGUGGGAGAUCAGCAGCAGGCUGGUGGGUCUGAAGGAGGAUGAUGGACAGUCCAGCAAUCCUUGCCAGGCUGACCUGCCAACACUAAGUCAACAGACACAUGGACAGAACCCAGGACCAGUUGUUGGCACCGUGGGGUUGUAGCACGUCUGUUAUAUUGUCUCGGCCCGGCAGCGAUAUGGACCACAGCGGUGCCUUGAGGUACAAAUUUGCCACCUCCUCAUUGAAAUGAAUGGAAAUGCCAUUCCAUCCCCCCCAAAAACACCAACAAAAAUGUAACAUAAACCCAUGAACAAUAUUGUAUUACUUAUUUCAAAACCUACAGUAAUAAUAAAUGAAUGUGAAGAAUUAAA
This is a messenger RNA of Syngnathus typhle (broad-nosed pipefish), 1382 nucleotides long. Its product is annotated as retinol dehydrogenase 13-like. Lineage: Eukaryota; Metazoa; Chordata; Actinopteri; Syngnathiformes; Syngnathidae. The transcript is spliced from 7 exons. The record is from RefSeq and is a predicted model, not a curated record. Bases 106 to 1173 code for a protein of 355 amino acids.